AAGGUGUUGCACAUGACAACUUUCCCAACCACCAGAAGUCUUCCCUUCCAGAGAAAGAACGGUAGAUGAAAACUUGAAAUGAACUAAACAGCCUCAAAGAAACCUUACAAAGACGAUUGAUUCAAGUGUAAAUUAUAUUUAUACAGAGAGAGAGAGAGAGAGAGAGAGAGUCCUAUGUAUUAGUCUUAGCUCUGCUUUCUGUUUUGGUUUUGUGUAGAUUCAGAAUGAGCUGCUUGUAUGAAAUUAACAGGUGGUGGAGAAGCCACGUAAAUCUGUGGACACUGUACUUACUGUUCCUAGGUCAGAUGGUGUCUUUUGUGCUUGCAAUGGGCAGCAUCACUUCUUCUCUAGUAGCCAGUCUUGGUGUUGACGCGCCCCUUACACAAUCAUCCUUCAAUUACUUGGCCUUAGCUUUGGUUUAUGGCAGCAUAUUGCUCUACAGGCGCCAAAAACUACAGGUUUCUUGGUACUGGUAUCUCCUUCUGGGCUUAGUUGAUGUUCAAGGAAAUUAUCUUGGUGUGAUUGGGAAGUAUUUAAGUUUUAUAUGUGGAACAAGAGUCCUUUUCAUGCUGGUUCUGGGUUAUAACGAGCAAGCCCACAUGUUUUGCACCCGAUCAACUCUGCAUUUUCAAGGUAGUACAACAUGUAAAAGUUUGGAUGCAUGUUAAUUUUCUAAC
Populus euphratica (Euphrates poplar) is the source of this 677-nucleotide messenger RNA. Its product is annotated as solute carrier family 35 member F2-like. Gene Ontology annotation, biological process: transmembrane transport. The transcript has 4 exons. The record is from RefSeq and is a predicted model, not a curated record. Lineage: Eukaryota; Viridiplantae; Streptophyta; Magnoliopsida; Malpighiales; Salicaceae. Bases 225 to 668 code for a protein of 147 amino acids. Gene Ontology annotation, molecular function: transmembrane transporter activity. Gene Ontology annotation, cellular component: membrane.